GGGGCCCGGGCCCGGGGCGCGGGAGGCGGCGCCGCUGGAGGCAGUGCGGGGCGCGCGGUCCGAAGCAGGUACCAUGGCAGAGAAGGUGCUGGUGACAGGCGGGGCUGGCUACAUCGGCAGCCACACAGUGCUGGAGCUGCUGGAGGCCGGCUAUUUGCCCGUGGUCAUCGACAACUUCCACAAUGCCAUUCGUGGAAAGGGCUCCAUGCCGGAGAGCCUGCAGCGGGUUCAGGAGCUGACGGGCCGCUCUGUGGAGUUUGAGGAGAUGGACAUCUUGGAUCAGGCAGCCCUCCAGCGUCUCUUCGAGAAGCACAGCUUUACGGCAGUCAUCCACUUUGCGGGCCUCAAGGCCGUGGGAGAGUCCGUGCAGAAGCCUCUGGAUUAUUACAGAGUUAACCUGACGGGAAGCAUCCAACUGCUGGAGAUCAUGAGGGCCCAUGGGGUGAAGAACCUGGUAUUCAGCAGCUCAGCCACUGUGUACGGGAACCCACAGUACCUGCCCCUGGAUGAGGCCCACCCCACAGGUGGCUGUACCAACCCCUACGGCAAGUCCAAGUACUUCAUCGAGGAAAUGAUCCGGGACCUGUGCCAGGCAGACAAGGCCUGGAAUGCAGUGCUGCUGCGGUACUUCAACCCCAUAGGCGCCCAUGCCUCGGGCUGCAUUGGCGAGGAUCCCCAGGGCAUCCCCAACAACCUCAUGCCCUAUGUUUCCCAGGUGGCAAUUGGGCGACGGGAGGUGCUGAAUGUCUUUGGUAAUGACUACGACACGGAGGAUGGCACAGGUGUCCGGGAUUAUAUCCAUGUUGUGGAUCUGGCCAAGGGCCAUAUCGCGGCCUUGAGGAAGCUGAAGGAGCAGUGUGGCUGUCGGAUCUACAACCUGGGCACGGGCACAGGCUACUCGGUGCUACAGAUGGUCGAGGCCAUGAAGAAGGCUUCUGGGCAGGAGAUCCCAUACAAGGUGGUGGCACGGCGGGAAGGCGACGUGGCUGCCUGUUAUGCCAACCCCAGCCUGGCCCUCAAGGAGCUGGGCUGGACAGCCGUCUUAGGGCUGGACAAGAUGUGUGAGGACCUGUGGCGCUGGCAGAAGCAGAACCCUUCAGGCUUUGGUGGCCAGGCCUGAGGCUCUCCCCUGCCAUGCAUAGGAGAGGAGACAAACGACAGCCUGCUCUCCGGCCUCUGGUGGGCACCCAUGACCUCAGCCUCCCUACCUCAAGCCCCACCCAGCUGGGCCUGCUCAGCCCGCUGGGCACAAGGCCCAGUGCUGUGCUGGGCAGAAGUUGGGGCUCGAGCCCUUCAGGCUCCAGGAAGCAUCGGGACCACCAGAAGCGAACGGGGGAGCAGGGGCCCUGGGACAGGCACUAAUUUAUACUGCUCUGAAAGAGCUUCCCAAAGUAUUUAAAAUAAAAGUUUUUUAACAUUGGGACAGAA
This is a messenger RNA of Nyctereutes procyonoides (raccoon dog), 1428 nucleotides long. RefSeq names its product UDP-galactose-4-epimerase (gene GALE). The transcript is spliced from 11 exons. Gene Ontology annotation, biological process: beta-D-galactose catabolic process via UDP-galactose, Leloir pathway. Gene Ontology annotation, molecular function: UDP-glucose 4-epimerase activity. NCBI's taxonomy places the organism in Eukaryota, Metazoa, Chordata, Mammalia, Carnivora, Canidae. The record is from RefSeq and is a predicted model, not a curated record. The coding region runs from base 74 to 1120 and encodes 348 amino acids. Gene Ontology annotation, cellular component: cytosol.